AUGGAUGAGGCUGGUUAUGGUGGCACCGUGGGUGGCGGAGAGAUGGGUGAGGCUGUUGGUGGCACGGUGGAAGUCGGGGAGAUGGGUGAGGCUGGUGGUGGCACAGUGGGCGGCGGGGAGAUGGGUGAGACUGUAGGUGGUGGCACGGUGGAUGUUGGGGAGAUGGAUGAGGCUGGUGGUGGUGGCUCCGUGGGCGAUGGGCAGAUGGGUGAGGCUGGUGGUGGCACGGUGGGCGGUGGCGAGAUGGGUGAGGCUGGUGGUGGCACAGUGGGCGGCGGGCAGAUGGGUGAGGCUGGUGGUGGCUCAGUGGGCGGCGGGGAGAUGGGUGACGCUGGUGGUGGCACGGUGGGGGGUGUGGGACCACACGUACUCGGACAACAAGCUCAUUGA
This is a messenger RNA of Procambarus clarkii (red swamp crayfish), 390 nucleotides long. The record is from RefSeq and is a predicted model, not a curated record. NCBI's taxonomy places the organism in Eukaryota, Metazoa, Arthropoda, Malacostraca, Decapoda, Cambaridae.